Molecule: messenger RNA, 1809 nt
Organism: Ictalurus punctatus (channel catfish)
Lineage: Eukaryota; Metazoa; Chordata; Actinopteri; Siluriformes; Ictaluridae
Product: FXYD domain-containing ion transport regulator 3
Exons: 8
Coding region: 523-798 (91 amino acids)
Biological process (GO): regulation of sodium ion transmembrane transporter activity
Cellular component (GO): membrane
Molecular function (GO): sodium channel regulator activity
Source: RefSeq, a predicted model, not a curated record
UUCUGAUGAUUUAGAUCAGUGUCUCGGUGUUACACACGCCGCACGCUUUUUGUCUUGUUUUGUUUUAAUAGAUACAGCGCUAACGUAUUAACCUGAUUUGGGGGCGGGGCUACGUACAAGCCCGUUCGGACCGGUCAUAUCCGAGAUCGCACCCUGGACACGGAACUUGCGUUCUAGGCUAGCGCUGACCCAGAGAAUGUUUUGGUUGCCAUGGUAACGUUGUUGUUCUGUUACCGGGUGGCUACAUGUUUGUUUGUUUGUUUGUUUGUUGGGGGUUUUUUUUUUUUCUUCAAUUUUGGGUCAAAGUACCUGCAUGUGUUCUGAUCUCUGACCUGCCAAACAUUCACCCGAGUUUUCAGCUGCUAUUUUUACACCCGCUAUCAGUCGCUUCUGUUUCCUGGUAGUCGCUGAUAUGUUGCUCCUCGUCUGCAGCUCGUGGACCAGGGGUUAUUGAAUUAUAACCUCUGGUGCUGGUGAGGAGCGCAGACACGGUCGGCUCGCUGAAGGUGAAGCCACGUCGCCAUGGCACAGAUUCCGUCACUCGUCUUAAUGACAUUUUUCACCCUCGUCCUGGCAGAGGAUCAGCAGCAAAAGGAUGACCCGUUCACUUUUGAUUAUCACCAGCUGCGUGUCGGAGGGCUGAUCAUGGCCGCAGUGUUGUGUCUGAUCGGCAUCACUAUCCUCCUCAGUGGACACUGCAGGUGCAAAUUUAACCAGGACAAGAGGAGGAGGACAGGAAGUAACGCAGCGAACCAACAGAUGCUCAAUGACACAGUAACCGGAUGCAGUGUGACAUGAGCGAGUGGGCUGUAGCGGUUGGAGGCGUGUCCUGUGUAUGAGUUCCAUCUGUUGAGUGUUGUUUUGCUCGUUGCUCCUGUGAUGCGCCGGUAAACACAAAGCCAGCUCGGCCGUAUGGUGCUGCUCUCUACGGAGCCUCGGCACAGUUUCCAUGAUGACUGGCUUCCUCUGUGUGUGUGCGUGUACCUGAGAGAGGAAACAGAGGCGCCGAUACACGCUGGAAAUUGCAACACAAAUUACAGUAAAAAUCAAACAUCACCUCUUCAAUCUGGCAACCCACUGCGGGUCACGUUAAAACCCCAAACCACCCCGGUGAUAAAAAAACAACCCAGAGGGUGUUCAGGGCUGCGAUCCUCCAUUUCCUCCUGUAGCUAUGAGCUUGUCUGUAACUCCGCCUCCUGUGCUAUGAUUGGCUGAGAGGCUGCGAUAAAUCACGCCCCUUUGUAUCAUUCUUUUUAAGUAGAGCUGCAACUGUACAUGUACAACAGGAACAGAUUGCUUUAUAGUACAGUGGAGAGGAAGAGUUUGUGCAGGCCCAGGCCCUGAAGCAGCGAUGCAUCCCCACAGCAUCACACUUCCACCACCAUGCUAGGCCGUAACUAUGAUGUUCUUUUUGUGGAAUUCGUUGCUUGGUUUACGCCAAAUGUAACCUUAACCCUGUCUUCCAAACAGUUCCACUUUCACCUCAUCAAUCCACAGAACAUUCUCCUGAAAGGUUUGAGGAUCGUCAAGGUGUGUUCUGGAAAAAUUCAGACGAGCCUGAAUGUUCUUCUGGGUCCGCAGCGGUUUUCGUCUCGCCACUCUUCCAUGGAUGUCAUUUUUUCCCCAGUGUCUUUCUGAUAGUGGAGUCAUGAACAGUGACCUUUAUUGAAGCAAGAGAGGCCUGUAGGUCCUUCGCUGUUCUCCUUUGCACGUUUGUGACUUCCUGGAUGAGUCGUCGUCGUGCUCUUGGAGGAAUUUUGGAAGCUUCUGGGAACGUUCACUACUGUGCUGUUUUUCCAUUUUUUAGAU